GGAUGUAGGAACGAGUCUGUCUUCAGUCGCCAUGUUGGCUCCGACUCCCGAGGAGAGGGACACCUGACCGAGUCUCCUGAGGAGGACAAACCGCGUCUUGUUGAAGCAGCGGCUCUGACGGCGCCUGUGCCGUUCAGCAUCCUGUUACUCGUCCCACACUGAGGGACCAUCGACUGAUCCAUUGCUCUAAUUAUGGCAGAGGGGGGGACCUAAAAAUUCAGCCUUAUUUUUUUCUAUAGGAAAAUGGAGGCCCAAACGUCCAAGGUGGUGCUGUCUCUGGACGCUAAAGAGGUGGCCUCGCUCAAAGACGGAGUGAGCUUCAAGAAAAACCCAGAAGACGGGAGAUGUUACAUCAUCUACAAGAGCAGCGGUGGCUUCAAAGCCUGCAAGAAUCAGUGCAAACACCAAGGAGGGCUGUUCAUCCAGGACAUAGAAGACCUGGACGGCAGGACGGUGAAAUGCACCAAGCACAACUGGAAGUUAAACGUGUCGUCGAUGAAAUACGUGAACCCGCCCGACAGCUUCCUCCAGGACGAGCUCGAAGUUGAAAUGUUGGAUGAUGGAGGGAUGCAGCUGGUUGAGCUGAACCCCAUUGACCCCUGGCUGGCUGAGCCCAGAGAACCUCAGGAGCUCCAGGAGGGAGAAGUGAAAAUAACAUACCUCACCCACGCCUGCAUGGAGCUGCAGCUGGGAGAUAAGCGCUUCCUGUUUGACCCCUGGCUGAAGGGUCCCGCCUUCGCUCGAGGCUGGUGGCUUCUCCACGAGCCGCCGGCAGACUGCCUGGACCGACUCUGUGCUGCAGAUCUCAUCUACAUCAGCCACCUGCACUCCGACCACCUCAGUUAUCCCACUCUGAAGGUGUUGUCAGAACGGAGGCCAGACGUUCCCAUAUAUGUUGGUGACACAUCCAGACCAGUUUUCUGGAAUUUGGAACAAAGCAAGGUCAAGCUGACCAACAUCAGAGUCACUCCUUUUGGUGUCUGGCAAAAUGUUGACGAUAACCUGAGAUUUAUGAUUCUGAUGGAUGGUGUCCAUCCUGAAAUGGACACCUGCAUCAUUGUUGACUAUAAAGGUACCGAAGAUUUUGCCUUUGUAAAACACCAUCUGACCAUUUAUUUUCUUUUAAAGUGUAUUACAUUUUUGGGGGGCUUUUUUUUUCCAGGUCACAUGAUCCUGAACACGGUGGACUGCACCAGGCCAAAUGGGGGCAGACUACCAGAAAAAGUGGAUCUGAUGAUGAGUGAUUUUGCUGGUGGUGCGUCUGGAUUCCCCAUGACAUUUCACGGGGGGAAAUACAGCGACUCGUGGAAGGCAGAGUUCAUCAAGAACGAAAGGAAGAAAUUACUGAACUACAAAGCCACGCUGGUCAAAUCCCUGCAGCCGAGGAUCUACUGUCCCUUCGCUGGAUAUUUUGUGGAAGCUCAUCCAUCAGACAAGUACAUUAAGGAUACAAACAUCAAAAACAGAGCAGAGGACCUCAACGCACUCAUCAAUCAGGUUUCACUGGACACCAAGACGUGGACUCCCAAACCCGGCGCUGUGCUGGACCUCGGCCUCGCACUGAAAGACAGCAGUGAGGCCAUUACUGAUCCUCCAGCCAAUGCCAAAAUCUACAAGGACAGCUGGGAGUUUGACUUGUAUGUGGAUGAACUCAACAGCGCCAUCAGCAGUGAGAUAUUUAAGCAUGAGAGCUGGAUCCAGUUUUAUUACAGCUGGGCAGGCUUUCAAAACUACAACCUGGUGGUGCGGAUGAUUGAAACAGAUGACGGCUUUAAACCAGUGAGUAAUGGCUACGACUACCUGGUGGACUUUUUGGAUUUGUCAUUUCCUUCCACAAGACCGGACAGAGAGCACUCCUACCUUGAGGUUAAAAACAGAAUCGGCGUGAUGAGGUACGUGGUUCUGCACGGCGGCCUCUGGGACGACCUGUACAUCGGCUUUCAGAACCGCAUCAGCCGAGAUCCCGACACCUACCACCACAAGUUCUGGAACCACUUCCAGACCCAGUUACCUCUUCACAGUCCAGACUGGGAACAGUUUCUGCUGCGAGUCCCUCCCAUCCAGGAAACAGACUCAUUAAAUUAUGGCUUAUUGAAUUACUGUUCCAUUUUGUAGAUUUGGAAGGAGGGGAUGUGAAAGAAAUGCUUCAGAUUUCUUGGUUUAAACCAAAGUAAAAUGAUUAAUUGCAUGAAUUAAGCCAAAGUGGAAUUUCCAUGAAGCCUAAUGGAAGUUAUCUUCCUAACGGAAAUUAAUCUUCUGGAAUUUUUUUUUUAUUAUUAUUAUUAUUAUUUUCUUACUUAUUGAAUGUAUGAGUUUUCUAAACCCUCAUGUAUAAAUGAUUUAGAUAUUUUAGUGUUUUAAACCAAAAAGCAAUGCCACACAUCAACUGCAUUUCAUCGCACUCCAAUCCUUCACAGUACAUUUAUUCUCACCUCAGGCCUCCUUUUCCUCUCUCCCCACCAACCAUACAAAUCCUAGUUUCAUAUAUUCAAGAAAAGCAGAGGCAUGACAUCUCAUUUACACGCAACUGUCCUCCUUUAAGGUACUUUUGCUCAAGUCCAUAUAAUAAAUGAGCCAAUCACGUGGCAGCAACACAAAGCAUUUAAGUGUACAACUGGAAAUCGGCAACAAAAAACCCCCAAAAUGACAGAAGUUGGUCCUCUACUGACCGUAUAAUUGCGCAAUUUGACAUUUCAAUUAAAAUUUGAGUAAUGAAAACACGGCAAUUUUGAGGAACUUUGUUCUUAAUUUAAAAAAAUUUAAAAUUUGGCACUAGUAUGAAGAACGUGUUUUGGCUGGAUCAAAGUUGCUUUAUUUUGCAAAACUGCGAAUGGAAACACUUUUUCACGCCUUGCGUGAUCAACAACCGGAUGCUGCCA
This is a messenger RNA of Xiphophorus maculatus (southern platyfish), 2879 nucleotides long. It is a transcript of the gene cmah, whose product is annotated as cytidine monophosphate-N-acetylneuraminic acid hydroxylase-like. Gene Ontology annotation, molecular function: 2 iron, 2 sulfur cluster binding. The record is from RefSeq and is a predicted model, not a curated record. The coding region runs from base 244 to 2115 and encodes 623 amino acids. NCBI's taxonomy places the organism in Eukaryota, Metazoa, Chordata, Actinopteri, Cyprinodontiformes, Poeciliidae. The transcript is spliced from 15 exons.